CCAACUCACACCCAUCAUCUCUCAUAUACCGGAAACUGUUGACUAAUGGCUGAGUUAAACGGAUCAGGAGGCCAGUACACCGACUUCCCAGCUGUACCGACACACGGAGGCCAGUUCGUUCGGUACAACAUAUUCGGUAACGAGUUUGAGAUCACAUCAAAAUAUCAUCCUCCUAUCAUGCCUGUUGGUCGUGGUGCUUAUGGGAUUGUUUGCUCGAUGCUGAAUUCGGAGACGAAUGAGAUGGUUGCCAUGAAGAAGAUCAUGAAUGCUUUUGAUAAUUACAUGGAUGCUAAGCGAACGCUUCGUGAGAUUAAGCUUAUGCGACAUUUGGAUCAUGAGAAUGUAAUAGCUAUAAGAGAUGUAGUCCCUCCGCCUGCACGUAGAGAAUUCUCGGACGUUUACAUAGCAACCGAGCUAAUGGACACUGAUCUUCACCAAAUCAUCAGAUCAAACCAAAACUUAUCAGAAGAACAUUGUCAGUACUUCUUAUAUCAACUUUUAAGAGGCUUGAAAUACAUUCACUCAGCUAAAGUCAUUCAUAGAGACCUUAAGCCUAGUAACUUGUUGCUAAAUGCAAAUUGUGACUUGAAGAUUUGCGAUUUUGGACUUGCGCGACCAAAUGCAGAUAACGACUUUAUGACUGAAUAUGUUGUCACAAGAUGGUAUAGGGCACCCGAACUGUUGCUUAACUCUUCGGACUAUUCGGCUGCUAUUGAUGUCUGGUCCGUUGGCUGCAUUUAUAUGGAACUUAUGAACAGAAAGCCUUUGUUUCCUGGUAAAGAUCAUGUGCAUCAAAUGAGACUAUUAACUGAGCUUUUAGGUACUCCUUCUGAAUCUGAUCUUGGGUUUAUCAAGAACGAGGAUGCGAUAAGAUUUAUCGGUCAGCUUCCCCGACAUCCUAGGAAAUCAUUACAAGAUACGUUUCCACAUGUUCAUCCGUUAGCGAUUGAUCUAGUUGAGAAAAUGUUAACAUUCGAUCCAGCCAAACGUAUCACAGUCGAAGAGGCGUUGGCGCACCCUUAUCUUGAACGAUUGCACGACGUUGAAGAUGAACCAAUAUGUCCAAACCCGUUUUCAUUUGAUUUUGAGCAACAAGUUUUAGGAGAAGAACAGAUCAAAGACUUGAUCUACCAGGAGGCAUUAGCACACAAUCCAGAGUAUGCUUAAAAAAAAACAACCAUAAAUCUUAACUUGUACCAAAUAAAAUAUACUAAAUUUUUCCAUACUCAUGAGAAAUAUGCAACUGAGUUGCAAUUAUGUUGUAUAACUAAUCAUUGUUGUUUUUUUUUUCUUUUGAAUUUUUUUUGGUUCAUCGAAGAAGACAGGCUUCUUCGAUGGCGUGUGUGUUGUGGUAACAAGUAAUGAGUUUGUAAACUAAAGUAUAGGAUGUUAUAGUGGAAGUCUUGAUCAAAGCAAUGUAAUGAUGUAUACAAAAUUGUAUCAGUUGUGAACAAUUAUGUUACUUCUAUUUUUUUUUUUUUCUGUAA
This is a messenger RNA of Helianthus annuus (common sunflower), 1487 nucleotides long. RefSeq names its product mitogen-activated protein kinase 3. Bases 46 to 1167 code for a protein of 373 amino acids. Gene Ontology annotation, biological process: protein phosphorylation; intracellular signal transduction. Gene Ontology annotation, molecular function: MAP kinase activity; ATP binding. NCBI's taxonomy places the organism in Eukaryota, Viridiplantae, Streptophyta, Magnoliopsida, Asterales, Asteraceae. The transcript has 6 exons. Gene Ontology annotation, cellular component: cytoplasm; nucleus. The record is from RefSeq and is a predicted model, not a curated record.